Molecule: messenger RNA, 1722 nt
Organism: Ophidiomyces ophidiicola
Lineage: Eukaryota; Fungi; Ascomycota; Eurotiomycetes; Onygenales; Onygenaceae
Exons: 2
Coding region: 1-1722 (573 amino acids)
Biological process (GO): mRNA splicing, via spliceosome
Cellular component (GO): catalytic step 2 spliceosome
Molecular function (GO): mRNA binding; protein binding
Source: RefSeq, a predicted model, not a curated record
AUGGCUUCGCUUCUGGGUGCUAACUACGAUUCUUCAAGUGAUGAAGAUUCAAAGACGGCCCCGGGAAAUUCCACAGCCACACCCGUUAUUGCGGCUCCUGAUGUGCCAAUAGAGAACACUCAGUUGCAACUGGCAUUAACCAGUUCCUCAAAUAAUGCGCUAACAUAUAAUGUGGCCUACGACGAACUAACUCGACCAGCAGCCGGCCCUGCAAACCCAUUUCGUUCUAGCCAUGGUGUAAAGAGGAAGAACGUACUAACCGGGCAUGCAGAAGAGGCGAUGAUAAGCGAUGCCACUUUUACGGCGCAACAUCGUACGUUUCAAAGCUUAGGUUAUACUAGAGACCCGAGUGUCGCUGGUGCCUAUGUUGGUGAUUUAGAAAACGCGGCGCGGUUUGGGGGCCGGGACGUGGUACAAAUGCGACCAUCGAAAGAAGUGAGUGCCGCCUUGAGGAGAAAACGACAGAAGAAGGGUGAUUCGAGUAUUGUCGAGGGAGAUGGUGCAUAUUUAGGGCCGUGGGCCAAAUACGAAAACCAGGGCCAGGUGUAUGAAAACGAUCUGGCGUUAGCUGGCGAAGAGCUCGCUAGCGACGAAGAAUACGUCGAAGAAGCUAUCGUACCGUCGAAUAUGCUUGCGAUGGACAAGAGCGCAACUGCGUACGAGGAAGACAGGUCGCAAGCCGAAACGACGGAAUUUCAUGGCUCAGAACAAUUCGACUACCAAGGACGAACGUAUAUGCACGUCCCACAAGACUUGGAUGUCGACCUUACGAAGGAUCCAGGGACUUUCAAGAACUAUAUUCCCAAGAAACUUAUACAUACCUGGAAAUCACAUACGAAACCAAUUACCUCUAUACGCUUCUUUCCGUCAUCUGGACAUCUUUUGCUUUCGUCUUCGGCUGAUUCAAAGAUCAAGAUAUGGGACGCCUACCACUCACGGGAACUCUUGCGAACAUACUCAGGACAUUCAAGUUCCGUAUCUGAUACCACUUUCCAUCCAACAGGGAAGACAUUUCUAUCAGCGUCCUAUGAUCGUCAGAUUAAACUUUGGGAUACAGAAUAUGGAAAAUGUAUUUCGCGCUUCUCGACUGGAAAAAUACCUCAUGUCAUUCGAUUCAAUCCAGAUCCAAGCCACUCGCAUGAAUUCAUUGCUGGUAUGUCCGAUAAGAAAAUCGUGCAAUUUGAUACCCGGACAGGGGAGAUCACGCAAGAAUAUGAUCACCACCUUGCUGCUGUGAACACUCUCACAUUUGUUGACAACAAUCGCCGCUUCAUAUCCACAUCUGACGAUAAAUCCCUGCGAGCAUGGGAGUAUAACAUUCCCGUUCCAAUUAAAUUCAUUGCGGAACCCUAUCUAUAUGCCCUUGUUCGUGCUGCUCCCCACCCCAAUGGUAAAUACGUUGCUUUCCAGUCUGGAGACAAUCAAAUUGUUGUGUAUGCAUCGACAGACAAGUUUCGGCAGAAUCGGAAAAAGAACUUCCGUGGCCAUAACAAUGCAGGAUAUGCAAUCGACGUUUCAAUCAGCCCUGACGGCCAGUUCGUCACAUCCGGAGACAGUGGAGGCUACGUGUGCUUCUGGGACUGGAAGACGGGCAAAAUGUGGCAUAAGAUCCAGGCCGGUGGGAAAGAAGGUUCAGCAAUCACAUGCGUGGACUGGCAUCCGCAGGAGACCAGCAAAGUUGCGACCGCUGGGCUGGAAGGUGUUAUUAAAUACUGGGAUUAG